GGGCUAAAGGGAGGGGUUGUCUCAAAAGUCUUUCCUUUCCCCUUCAGGGUGGCUGGCAAGUCCACGCGGGAGCGGAAGGUGUCAGGGACAGAGGAAGAAGAAACAAAGUUCCCGGGGCUCCCUCUGGGGUCGCCGUCUUUUUGGUCGUCCGCCUCCUCGUGAAUGCAAUGGCUUCCAAACUCCUGCGCGCGGUCAUUCUUGGGCCGCCCGGCUCGGGGAAGGGCACCGUGUGCCAGAGGAUUGCCCAGAACUUCGGCCUCCAGCAUCUCUCUAGCGGCCACUUUUUGCGGGAGAACAUCAAGGCGAACACGGAAGUUGGUGAUAUGGCAAAGCAGUACAUAGGGAAAGGUCUUUUGGUUCCAGAUCAUGUGAUCACACGCCUAAUGAUGUCGGAGCUGGAGACUAGGCGCAGCCAGCACUGGCUACUAGAUGGUUUUCCUAGAACUUUAGUACAGGCUGAAGCCCUGGACAAAAUUUGUGAGCUGGAUCUUGUGAUCACUUUGAACAUUCCAUUUGAAACGCUCAAAGAUCGUCUCAGCCGACGUUGGAUUCACCCUCCUAGUGGAAGAGUAUAUAAUCUGGACUUCAAUCCACCUCAUGUACAUGGGAUUGAUGACAUCACUGGUGAACCAUUAGUCCAGCAAGAAGAUGAUAAACCUGAAGCAGUUGCUGCCAGGCUAAGACAGUACAAGGAUGUGGCAAAGCCAGUCAUUGAGUUAUACAAGAGCCGAGGAGUGCUCCACCAGUUUUCUGGGACGGAGACUAACAAGAUCUGGCCCUAUGUUUACACACUUUUCUCGAACAAGAUCACACCUAUUGAGUCCAAAGAAGCAAACUGAGCUUGCUCAAUGGAAGAACCAGGA
Messenger RNA from Orycteropus afer afer, 863 nucleotides. RefSeq names its product adenylate kinase 4 (gene AK4). NCBI's taxonomy places the organism in Eukaryota, Metazoa, Chordata, Mammalia, Tubulidentata, Orycteropodidae. Gene Ontology annotation, molecular function: ATP binding; nucleoside diphosphate kinase activity; AMP kinase activity. Gene Ontology annotation, biological process: nucleobase-containing compound metabolic process. The record is from RefSeq and is a predicted model, not a curated record. Gene Ontology annotation, cellular component: cytoplasm; mitochondrion.